AGGCCGGUCGUCCGUCAAUGGUGGUUUCGAGGAUUCGGGGCCUCGGAUCUCGCGCUUGUUGACUUUGUCUCGUCUUUCGAUUGAAGGGGGAGAUGCGAGGGGACUUGGUGUUCUUGAGAAAGUCGCGCCCGCCCCGCCCGGUGAUCUCGCCGGUGGAUUCGGGGGUUGGUUUGGUUUGGUUUGGUUUUUCGUUGGCUUCGAAUUGGGUGUCGUGGGUGUUGUGUUGUGGUUAGGAAGAUUCGGGGAGAUGAUUGUGUUGUGGUUGCUGCGCUUGAAUCGAUUCGGGGGCUGCUGAUUGCGCGCUUGCUUGCUUGCUUGGUGGGUUCGUUAAGUAAUUGCGCUCUCCGUUUUGGGUUCUUUGCUUUGGAUAUAGUUGGUGAGGUUGUUCUUCGAUCUGCACUGCAUUGGAAUAAGCUAAUGGCGCGGAGACUUUAGAGGUCAAAGAGGCAUGCUCUUUGUGCUUCUCUCGAGUUUUCGAGUGGGAUUGGGGGGUUUUCUGGCGUUGUUCGGUGUCUUGAUCAUGGCGAUUCUUCGGUAUAGAGCCGGGGCCGCCGGCUCUCCAUGCAAAUAAAAUCUAAUUCAGGGCUACCAUGUUUGUGUAAUCAGGCAAUGCAUAGGUGACUGUCGAGAUGGAGGCUGAGGAAAAGAGAACUUUUUUAGAAUUUUCUUAAAGAGGCCAUUGAACGUUGGAGUGGCUUCAAUUUUAAUGCCUUUGUUUUGCAUCUUUCUUCCGUGUCUAUAGUUCAGACGGAUCAGGUAGAAUGAUGAUGGACUGAUCUGUUUGUUUUGGCGGGAGACAUAUAUGAUUGAUCAGCAUCUGGUAAUUUUAGCUGAACAAUUUCUCUUAUACACAGGUCAAAGUUCUAUUGCCCAAAAAGAUUAGGAACCAAUUUGGGCUUUGGAUUUAUGCUCCUCUUCUUGUCGAAGGAGAGGGCUUGUUUUAUGCUUCAGAUUUGCCGCUCAUAUCGUUACUAUCGAGCGGAUGCAAUUGCGAGAUUCGUUCUUCUUUUUCUUUUCCAUUUUCUUUACAAAGGGGAUAGUGAGAUGAACUUGUUAGUUCAUUAGCUCUUUCAACCUAGAAUUUGGAGUGGGCUUUUUGCAGAUGAAUUCGUUGUUUGUUUUCACCACCUCCCCUCUCUUGCAUAAUCGAUUUGAUUGCCAUUUGGAUGAUUUGAAAGCGGAGAGCAAGUCCCAUUUGGAUAAAAGAGACAGAAAAAAACCUCAAGGAUACUUACUUUGAGGUCUUUGAUUAUUGUUUUCUCUUUUUUCAUGCGACAGUAGAUUAUAAUCUUCUUACCAUUAGCAAUAGUGUACCAAGAUCCUUACUUUUCCAGUGGAUCUUUGAGAUAAUUUAGUCUAGCUGGUGCUUGCUUUUGCUUUAUACAUGAUUGUUGUUGGAAAAUAUCUACAACAUAGUGCAAUUGCAAUGUGAUCUGUCUUGUAAAUUCAGUCAGGAAAAGAUUAUUUUGGACUCUUCAGUGCUGUUGGAAGAGCAGGCUGGAAACAAGAUCAUCCGAAAGUCAAAAAGAAUCUUUUCUGUUACGUAAAGCACAUAAAAAACGCACUACUUUUUUUAAAAGAUGGGAGAAUAGUGAAACAUAGCAUACUCUCAAAAGCUAUAGAAGAGGACGAAAGUGUCUAAUGCUGGGGCCACAUCUAUCAUAUCCUAUGGUACGACUGUUGUUCAUUGUAUUAUUUAGUACCUUGUUUGUUUGAUUGCAUUUGGGUUUGUAAGGUCCAUAAUUGUUUGGUUCCUUCUUAUGAUCUUAGCCAUUUGGUGGGUCCUUGUUUGGUGCGUUUGGUAUGGUUAUUUCUCGCACAAGGAGUUUCAUAAGCUUUUCUCAGUUAUCUAUAUAUGCAGGCAGCGUUUCUUGGACCUCAAUGAACUCGAGAAUUCAUUAGAAUCUCUUCUUUUUUCUUGUCACAGUUAUUAUUGCAAUUCUCAAGAUACAUCCAUGGCAUUCGAGCAAUACUUUGCCCGGGAGUGGAGGCCCAUCUCUGGACCGGCAAUAGAUUCUGGAAGUAGCAAUGGCUGUUUCGACUGCAACAUCUGUUUAGACUUUGCGGUCGAGCCCGUGGUUACUCUCUGUGGUCACCUCUACUGUUGGCCCUGCAUCUACAAAUGGCUCCAUGUACAAAGCGCCUCGCUUGCUUCUGAUGAGCACCCGCAAUGUCCCGUCUGCAAGGGUGAAAUAUCGCACACAGCCAUGGUCCCUCUCUACGGCCGCGGCCAAAGCUCUAAAGAGUCCGAUCUACAAGACAAGGCACUCCAAAUAGGAACAAUUGUACCUCCGAGACCAGCAGCUUGUGGCAUCCAAGCUCUCGCCUCUACGACACCCACCACCGGUCAGCAACUCCCCUACCGUAAUCCUUACCAAAACCCGUACUACAGCGCCAAUUCGUUUGAAGAAGAUUCGCCAUCGCCAUUCCUCAGCAUGGGAUCCGUGGGCCUCCACCACUCGAUGGUGGGAAUGUUCGGGGAAAUGUUUUACGCAAGAAUCUUUGGCAAUUCGGACAGCCUAUAUGGUUACCCGAAUUCGUAUAGGUACAUCGGAGGAAGCAGCCCGAGGUUGAGGAGGCAGGAGAUGCAGGCGAAUAAGUCGCUGAGCAGAGUAACUUUCUUCCUCUUCUGUUGCUUCCUGCUCUGUCUUAUUGUAUUCUGAGCUUGGUUGAAGCAGGCGCUUCCAAUCCCUCACCCAUUUUGUAUCCCUGUAUAGCGUUGAAAUGAAUCUAAAUGGCACUAGUAGAUGGCACGGCUUGCCCUA
This is a messenger RNA of Syzygium oleosum, 2765 nucleotides long. Its product is annotated as E3 ubiquitin-protein ligase RMA1H1-like. The transcript has a single exon. Gene Ontology annotation, molecular function: ubiquitin protein ligase activity; ubiquitin-like protein conjugating enzyme binding; metal ion binding. Bases 1761 to 2663 code for a protein of 300 amino acids. The record is from RefSeq and is a predicted model, not a curated record. Gene Ontology annotation, cellular component: endoplasmic reticulum. NCBI's taxonomy places the organism in Eukaryota, Viridiplantae, Streptophyta, Magnoliopsida, Myrtales, Myrtaceae. Gene Ontology annotation, biological process: ubiquitin-dependent protein catabolic process.